Messenger RNA from Sebastes umbrosus (honeycomb rockfish), 4054 nucleotides. It is a transcript of the gene p2ry4, whose product is annotated as pyrimidinergic receptor P2Y4. Gene Ontology annotation, molecular function: G protein-coupled purinergic nucleotide receptor activity; G protein-coupled UTP receptor activity. Gene Ontology annotation, biological process: G protein-coupled receptor signaling pathway; transepithelial chloride transport. The transcript has 2 exons. Gene Ontology annotation, cellular component: plasma membrane. Bases 346 to 1440 code for a protein of 364 amino acids. The record is from RefSeq and is a predicted model, not a curated record. NCBI's taxonomy places the organism in Eukaryota, Metazoa, Chordata, Actinopteri, Perciformes, Sebastidae.
AGUGUGACUUCCCAUUUGAGCUGUACAGUGUGUGUAUGAGUGUGUGCUCUCCAUGUAUCCUGCUCUUAGUAACUGACUCUCUGCAGUGGGCUGCUGUCAUGGACUCCAACACGACUUCCACAACAACAUACCUUGUAGUGCGUCUCUAAUGUGCUCCUGCUGGACGGAUCUGGGACGAAGAGGACGACGGAGAGAGAGAGAGAGAGAGGAGAGGAGCAGCUAGAGGACUUCUCUGUGGAGACAACAGGAUCAGGAGCAGCCGGACACCAGAGCUGUUUUUAGGAUCCCGGUUGGGGCUCUGUACCCUGCUGGCUUUAAAGUGCUAAACCGAGAAGUUGCAUCACCAUGGAAACAGCCAUCAGCAGCCCUGGCACGCACAACCAGUCGACGGUGUUCAUCACAAUCUUCAAUUCUAGCUGUCGCUUUGAUGAGGAGUUCAAAUACAUCCUGCUACCUGUGUCCUACAGUCUGGUGUUCGUGGUCGGGUUUGUGCUCAACGCCAUGGCGUUGUGGUUGUUCCUGAAGAUGCGUCCGUGGAACACCAGCACGGUGUUCAUGUUCCACCUCGCCCUGUCUGACUUCCUGUACGUCCUCUCCCUGCCCACCCUCAUCUACUACUACGCCAACCGCAGCCACUGGCCCUUUGGAGUGGCCACCUGCAAAAUAGUGCGCUUCCUCUUCUAUGCCAACCUCUACUGCAGCAUUCUCUUCCUCACCGUCAUCAGUGUGCACCGUUACCUGGGCAUCUGCCACCCGAUCAAGGCGAUGACCAUGGUGAAGCCCCGCCAUGCCCACCUGGUGUGCGGCAUGGUGUGGGGCGUGGUGAGCGUGUGCCUGGUGCCCAACCUCAUCUUCGUCACAACCUCCAGGAGGGACAAUGACACCCUGUGCCACGACACCACCAGCCAGGAUGCCUUCGAGGAGUACGUGGACUACAGCUCCGUCGUCAUGGUGCUCCUGUUUUGCGUCCCAUUCCUGGUCAUUGUGGUGUGUUAUUGCCUGAUGGCGCGGGCCCUGUGCCGACCCAGACGGGGAGUAUCUGCCAGCCAGCAUGGCGCCGCCUCACGCCAGAAGUCCGUCAAGCUCAUCAUCGUGGUGUUGGUGGUGUUCGCCCUGAGCUUCGUCCCAUUUCACAUCACACGGACGCUCUACUACACCGCUCGUGUUUUAGAGCUUAACUGUGAAGUCCUCAACAUUGUCAACUUUACUUACAAGAUCACCAGGCCGCUGGCGAGCAUCAACAGCUGUAUUGACCCAAUUUUGUAUUUCCUGGCCGGGGAUCACAUCCGGUCCAAAAUGAUGUCUGUUCUGACGGGAAAGAGACAGACGACAAGCAGCCAAAGACCUGAACAGGCACAAACACAGCCGAACGAUAACCACGGCAUUGCUCUGGUCUAUAAGAACCCAACACUUAAAACCAGUGAAGAUUUUGAGAGAUAGUAGUGGGAAAUCUGUUGCAGAAAUCUGAAGUAUUAAACACGUAUUGAAGAUUAAAGAAGAACAUUUCUAAUGUCACAUGCAGCAGCAUGUGUUUCCUUUCUUUUGCACUGAGAGGUUUGGUAGAUCAGUGGUUCCCAACCUGGGGUCCAGCCCCCCUUUAGAGGGGGCACCAAAGAUCACAGGGGUGCGCCAGGAUUUGUCUGCUCUGAGGUUGUCAAAAUUAUAUUUGCACAUGUAUAAUUAAAAUCAUAACACACUUACUGGUUAAUUUAUACAAAAGUCUGUAUUUAUAUUUUUAAAAAGAUGCUUCAAUCCAUAUUUGUCGGCGUUUAGCCUUUCAAAAACAACAUUUUCACCGCAGUCAAAAACCUAUUUGCUCUCCCGCUUGCUACACACAAAGGGAGGCACGUGCACCUGUAUUAACUGGGUGGUCUAGCAGCAGCCUAAUCACACCAUAAAUUACAUUAACCACAACAACAAAAAAUCUAUUUCAACUUUAACAAUAUCAUAGUAAAUUAAUGAAAUUGUUACAGAAAAAGAUCAUAAUCUGCAUUCACUUGGCGAAUCCGUCAAGAUGUCAUCACUUUAUUUAUGUUGACGGAACUGAAGAAUUAUAUUCAUUUAAUAAAGUUGAUUUAAUAAAAAAAGACUUAACUCAAUACAAUAAUACACUAAAUCCCCUUAUUCAAAUUAAGAGUUUUUUGUUCGAGGAUUUGUCAUUUUUUUAAGGGUGAUGACGUCGGAAAAUAUAGGAGGGCUCAACUUUUCUUAGAUAUAUGUAGGGGGGGGGGGGGCUUCAAGGAAAAUAAGUUGGGAACCACUGUGGUAGAGAAUCAAUUCACUGUACUUACAGUAUAUGUCUUCACUACAUUAAACUUCUAUAAUGUCUGUGAUUAACAGGUUUUAAUUCCUCUCACUCUCUUGAGGUUUCUGUGUUUGCAAGAUGAAGUUAAAGUGGGAAAGAGUCUGUAUCCUUUCCUCAGUGUACAGUCUCCUACCACACAAAGGGAUCAUUACACCAAACUCAAGUUAUAAUGUACAGUAUUUAAGCUGCCGUACACUUUUUUGCCUAUGCAGAAGUAAAGUUUUACUUAUGGGAACAGAAACUGAAACACAUGGGUUAAAGAGUUUGACACCGGCAGUCACAGGGGCAUUUUAGACCACAUUUGGAUAGUCUGUAAUUAUACAUAUUUAUAUGGAAAUAUGUGUGUAUCUGGUAUUGUAUUAUAUCCUUUGUCCUUUUUAUGUCUGCCUAGUAAAGCACUUUGUAAUAGCUCGUUUUGAUCAGUGCUCUAUAAAUAACCUUUAUUAUUAUUAUUUGUGUUAUCAACCACACAAGAUGUGUUUGUUAACAGAUUAAACCUUCACUGGACAACAUGAGACUAAUAGCCUACAAUUUAGCGUUAAAUAUUACAAUUACACAGAAAAUUAGUAUUUUCUACAAAACUUGGUUUUUGUUGUCAAAACUGAGAGCCAUUCAGCUCUUUGAUCAAGUGACAGCCAGGCGUUUCCCAUCAUGCCUUGGGUAGCUGCGGCUUCCUCGAUCUCGGGAGGUUAUUGUUGCCCGUGUGUGUGUGAUGUCAGAGCAAGUUGGACACAAAUCUAACCGGCGUGCAUUGCGCGGCGAUCGCUGGUGAUUGAUUCUGCACAGGCCUGGCUCAUCUCGAACAAGCGUAUUAUAUCGGCCACAGCUUGAGAACGGCCUUUGCAAAAGGUGCGACAUAUUUUUCUCACAAGCCAAUCAGAGCAGACUGGACUUUUUCAAGAGGGGGGCUUAAAGAGACAGGAGCUAAAACAGAGCGUUUCAGACAGAGGGUGAAUACAGGUAUAUUCAGACAGGCAGUAAGAGAAAAAUAAUGUGUUUUUUGAACAUUAAAGCAGGUAAACAUGUUCUAAUAGAAACCCCAAAUACAAGUAUAAAGCUGGAAACAAGCAUGAUAUGUCCCCUUUAAAGUUCAUAUCUGACCAAAUAUGACAGAUAGUCUGGCUAUUGUCUCAUAAUGAGACAAUUAUUAGGCAAUCCUUCCUGUUGUAUCAACAAUGUCUGCCAGUGCAGCUCCUGAUCCCAGCUGUUUUUGUCCUUCAACGUUCACAGCUGUCUUUCGCUCAACCGAGGAGAAAAGCAAAGAGACUGCUCUGGACGAGACAUAUCUUUUCAAACCACCCACUCCUCAUUAGAGGGAUAAGGGAUUUUCCUUUUUACCCUUUUACCUUUGGGAUUGAUACAUGGAAUUUAAAGCUCUUUUUUUCUAACAAUAAUUUAGGUUGAUGGUUUUGCAGGAUGUGAAAGCAGUGUUGGAAAGUUUUACAGAGUAUCUGUUCCUCCACCCUUGUUUUUAAUGUGGAUGUAUGAACCAAUGCUGGGGCAGAUGUGUUCACAGUAGUUCUGUUUUUCACACGGUUCUCAUGAUAUUACUGUACAUAUGACCACUAUCUUUGAAGAUGAUUUUGUAAUUACAGUUUGUAACAUAAAGUGUUGCAUCCGGAGGAACUGGUGUUUACUGUAUGUCACGUAUCAUGUGCUGAUUAUGCAAUCAUUAUUUCUUGUCUGGUCAGAGUGGACUUUUGAAAACAUUGCUGAAAAUGUGACCUGAAUAGAAAGGUUGUUUGGGAA